UAUGGAUUAAAUUGUUGUAGUUGCCAAACUUGCCAAGUUUGUGACAUAGGUACUUUACAUUUUAUGACGAUCAUUACAUUUAUAAUAUUUGAUUUGAAGAUUGAAUUGCUACAUGCACAAAGAAUUUGUGAAAUAAAACAAGAUGCUUGGCCAUAUUGGCAAAAUCUCACAGGCUUGCAGUCACAGUGAAUUCAUGGGCAUCUUCAUCAGAGGACUUCCAAUACUGAGACCCUUCAAAAUCCACUAUCAUGAUCCCAGGAAACAAAAUGAAGACAAUGAUCUCAAUGUGGGAGUGUUUAUGAUUCUUCCACAAGAAAGCCUUGAUGACACCCAAGUUAUAGAUCUGACAAUAAACGUAGAAGCCUGCACAAAUUUAGAUCACAAGGAAUUGCCUUCGAUUCCUAUAAGCAUGAUGGUUCCGCAAAAUAUCAAGACGGAAAAUCAGCAAGAUACCGUGGAAGUGAAAAAAGAGCCCACUACUGAUUAUGAAAACAAUGAAACUGACAUCAAUGUGUUACAUAAUUAUUCAAUAAAAGUACUAGUUGGUGUCAAAAGAGACAUUGAACUAAUAAAAAGUAUUAAUAUGACAGAAUCAUCAACAUCAUCAGAGCCAACAGUUGAAAUUGAAAAUGUUGAUAGCGACGACAAUCUGAAUCUUCUAAACAAACGGUUUAAAAGAGUUUCAGAUGAUGACAUUGGUAAUAUUGGACAAAUGGAUCAAACUCAAGGCGUCAGCAAAAGCUCAAGACAGCAAACUGAAGCCGAAUUGAGACUAUUUAAUACCUACCUUAAAAAUGUUGGUGAGAAAAUGGCGAUGGAAAUGGAAACUGUUGAGACAUCAACAUCAUCAGAGCCAAAAGUUGAAAUUGAAAACGUUGAACGCGCGGAAAAUCCCAAUAUUCUAAUCAAACGUGUUUUAAGAGUUUCAAAAGAUGACAGAUACCAUAAAAGGCAAAUGAAUCGUGCUGACAGUGUAAGCCAACUUACAAAGCAGAAAACUGGAGCCGAUUUGAAACGGUUUAAUACCUACCUUGACAAUGUUGGUGAGAAAAUGGCCAUGGAAAUGAUGCCACCUGACCAGUUAAAUGAACACAUAUGUGGAUUUAUACUCUCUGUUACUAGAAAGGAUGGUAAUGAAUAUGAGCCCAUAUCGAUCAGGAGCCUCGUGUCUUCCAUUGAUUGGCAUCUACGAACAAAAGGCUACAAGUAUUCGAUACUUAACAGUGUUGAGUUCGAAAAAACUCGUUGGGCCCUGAAGACUAAGCAAAAUCAUUUACAAUCUCAUUAUAAAGGCAUAAGUUCUAAAGAUGCUGAACCAUUAGACGAUGAAACGAUUGCACAAUUUUAUGAAUGCGGCACCUUGGGUGACCGCAGCCCGGAAUCUCUUUUUCACUCACUGUGGCUCAUUUGCGCUGUACAGUUUGGAAUUAAACCAGGGCAAGCCAUGUAUGAUAUGAAAUGGGGAGAUGUUCAGCUUAAAGAAGAUGAAACUGGGCAAUAUCUUGAAUACGACAGUGAAAUCACAAGAAAAAGAAGAAUUAGAACACUUGACACAAGAUUAUCAGACACGAGGCCGCGAGCGUACGCUACCUCAGAUCCACAAAGGGAUCCUGUACAUCUGUAUACGACAUAUAAGAACCAGCGACCCGAAGGAACGCUUAACCCAGAGAGCUCAUUUUUUCUAACCAUAUCCCAUCAUGAUCCUUUUUUGCAUAAAAAAUGGUACAUCAAACAACGCAUGGGGUUAAACAGGAUGUAUGGGGUCAUGAGUAAGAUGAAAAAUGCAGCAAAUUUAGCGCAAGAUAGGAGGAUUGGUUCAGCCAGUGCCAGAAAACGUGCUAUUCAAUUGUGGAAAGAUGGUAGUGCUCCAUCGCACAUACACCGGAAAAUGCCUUGCACCGUUGAAAAGGAAUGAACAUGAUAUGCAUGUGUUUUAUAUAGCGUUAUUCGCUUUCUCGUUCAUUUACAUUUAGAUAAACUGAUCAAUGUUGCAAUUAAUAACAAGAACAUUUAUUUACCCGGUUGAAACAUAUUUUUUCUGCAAAUCUAAAUAUAAUCACACGAUGAUUUUGUUAUUUUGUGUUGUGAAUCGUAAUGGUGUUUAUAUGGUCCUCGUUAUGCGAAAAUGGGUCUUAUUCAAUAUGCGGUCAGCGUUGCGCAGACUAACCUGCGCAUCCGCUCAUUCUGGUCAGGAGCUUCCCUGUACGCUAAUGAGGCCAAGAAACCGUGUGUGACUUAUAUCGGCCUGCGUAUCUCCUGACCAGACUGCGCUAUUGCGUUAAAAGGGACUGGAGCUUCGUUCGGCGCAUAUGGCAUAAGACCCAUUUUCGCAUGACGUGGGUGUAUAAAGUUGUUUUAGUCAGGUAAUUAGAUAAUUUGUUUGGGAAAUUUCUUUCUGAUACAAAUUCAUAUUCAUUGAGUUUAUUAUAAAUUUUGUAAAAUUAGAUUUGAUUCCCAAAUUGAAAAAAAAAGAUGUAUUUUACAAUAAGAGUACGAAAGUUUUCUCUUACAAAUGGACUUAGUUAUAUACGAUUUUUAUAAUAAAAGUACAUUUUUUUGACUUUUCAAACUUGCAUAUGUUGAAAAUAAAGGGUUGAUCGAAAUUAAGCUUAACCACCUACAUGCUUGAACUCGAAAUGUGCACCAGGUAUAUCAGGGUGCCGGGUCACGUUACUUUAUGGGGUUCACAAAUGGAUGUAAACAAACCAGUAAGUUUUUUUUCUCCAAAUAAUCUAAAACAAAUGAUUCUGAAGAAUUUUAACUAGUGUAUAAAAGACAGUUUUUAUGCGGUUUAUGGCAAUGUGAAAAACAACACUCAUUAGAUUUACCCUUUUUAAUAAGCCUGUGAUCUUGGCCAAUAAUUCGAUGUGUGCAGCAUUCAGGGUCAUAGGCUGGACUCUGUUACAUGUAACAUGUGUGUUAAGUUCAGUUAAUAAAAUAGUUAUACAUUG
Messenger RNA from Dreissena polymorpha, 2951 nucleotides. RefSeq lists its product as uncharacterized. The transcript has 5 exons. Lineage: Eukaryota; Metazoa; Mollusca; Bivalvia; Myida; Dreissenidae. The record is from RefSeq and is a predicted model, not a curated record. Bases 143 to 1915 code for a protein of 590 amino acids.